UAUCUACCCUCCCUCCCUCCCUCCCACUGUAUUAGAUUUUUAUUUCCAUUUAGUGUCACAAUAAGAAUCCUUAGAACCCUAAAUAGAAAGGAAAGAAAACAUGGAACCCAAACUCAGAAUGCAAAUCAAAGAAACAGUACGAGAAAUCUUGGAAGAAUCUGACAUGGAAACUACAACUGAACAUCAGAUUCGUAGGUUAGCAUCCAACAAGCUUGACCUUGACCUUGAUAAAUCUGAGUACAAGACUUAUGUUAGACACGUCGUUAAUUCUUUCCUCGAAGAACAAAAGGCCAAACAAGAAGACGAUGAAGAAGAAACAGGCAAGCAGGAGCAAGAGUAUGAUGAUGAGGGCAAUCUUGUCAUUUGCAGGUUGUCAGCUAAGAGAAAAGUGACAAUACAGAAUUUCAGAGGAGCAAAUUUGGUGUCAAUAAGGGAGUAUUACUAUGACGGUGGAGCAGAAAGACCUACUACUAAAGGAAUAAGCUUAAACGAGGAACAAUGGUCGACCUUGAGGAAGAAUAUACCAGCAAUUGAGAAAGCCGUGAAGGACAUGCAGGAUCGGGAUAUGUGAGAGUGAUUCUGCCGUCCGGGUUUUCAAAUGCUCGGAGGUGUCUUCGAAGAAUUAACUAUCACCAUGUUUUGUACUGUUUCUGUAUAUCAAGUUCAGACAGCCUGUUGUCGGCAUCUUGAAAUACUUCAUGUCUUGCAAGAUUUAACUGCUGCUAUGGCCUGUGCCUGUGCCUCUUGUGAUAUUACUGUAGACAGCUUGUUGUGAAUCAAUGUUACCCUACUGGCCUUGAUAAAUUCUCCAGUUUAUGGAGUCGCCAAAAUUUAAUGCAAA
This is a messenger RNA of Populus trichocarpa (black cottonwood), 841 nucleotides long. RefSeq names its product RNA polymerase II transcriptional coactivator KELP. NCBI's taxonomy places the organism in Eukaryota, Viridiplantae, Streptophyta, Magnoliopsida, Malpighiales, Salicaceae. The record is from RefSeq and is a predicted model, not a curated record. The coding region runs from base 101 to 571 and encodes 156 amino acids. Gene Ontology annotation, biological process: positive regulation of transcription initiation by RNA polymerase II. Gene Ontology annotation, molecular function: transcription coactivator activity; DNA binding. The transcript is spliced from 3 exons.